GACGGUGGCGGUGUGGCCUCAAAAAUACACCGCAACCACACCGCGCGGCUCUACCGCAGAAGCCGCCACCACCUUUCCACCGCCGUGCGGGGCCCACGAAAACGAGACCGCGUUGCGAGUUUAACAUCCUGACUGCAAGUUGGGGGGGAAAAAUCAUCGGCUGAGAUGUGGACUUGUGAUUUUUUCUCAUGUGCCUGCCAGAGCCGUCGUCAGUGAUUGAUAAUUUUUUAGUUCAUGAAAACAAUCUGGAUUUUGCGGGGAAAUUGAGUGAUCAGUGAUAACUUGUACGGGAGGGAAUUGGUGUUGUGAGAACUUUGAGUAAUGACUAAUUGAGAAUUAAAGAAUCUGUGAUAGUAUCGCGUGAAGUGGUGAGACGGAAGGAAUUUGACGAAGUGGUGUAGCUGAGGAUAAAACUGCGAGGACGACGGGGAAGUAAGAAUUUGCAAACAGAUCCUGAUGCUAUCCGUUGUCGGGAUAAUGAAAUAAGGAUCAAAGGGAAGGAGAUCGAGACGCAUUUGGGUUUGAGGAGAGUGGAAGGGGAAUUACUGUACGGAGGUAAUAGAAAACGGAGAAAGAAUCUGGGAAACAAAUUCAAUUGUUGGAUUUCGAUAGGAGGGGAGUGAGAAGCUGUGCUCUGUGGUGGAAAAGAAAUCGAGUGAAUUCCUGGUGAUCCUUCGGAGGUGAACGGAGGAUCCUCCAAGACUUUUAUUGAAACUCGUCGUUGAAUUGAUCAGUUUAAGGGCAUAAUUUAAGGACAUCGCGCUCGUCAACUCUCCGGAAAGCUGGGGAAUUCGGCAGAAAUUCUGUCGAUUCAGAUCUCAUGACGAAUCCGCUGAGAGAUGUCCGACCGGAGGAACGUCCUCACGGACUUGAUUAUCCGGACGCGAGAAUUGCUCGUAAUCAUUCAUUAACCAGCAUCAAUCCUGCGGGACAGAUAUUCAGCUCGAGAUUGCGGAAGGCGAGGGUUUCUUCGACGAGACGAAGAAUGCAUAUCGCUGAGGAGUCACCUGCUCAGGGGAAUGCGACUGGUAAUCAACCGACUGACUAUGCACUCACCGCCGAUCUCCUUGCCGAGAGGACGUUGGAUGGGUUGCUUGCGGAACAUCCUGGGGAGCUCAUUCGGACAGGUUGUCCCCACGUCGUCUGCACAGUUCUCCCAAACCACUGGCGCUCCAACAAAACCCUUCCAGUGGCAUUCAAGGUAGUGGCCCUCGGCGAAGUUGGCGAUGGAACACUCGUCACAAUUCGUGCUGGCAAUGAUGAGAACUGCUGCGCCGAGCUGCGUAACUCCACAGCUCUCAUGAAGAAUCAGGUCGCCAAAUUCAACGAUUUGAGGUUCGUCGGCAGGAGUGGAAGAGGUAAAAGCUUCACUCUGACGAUAAUGCUGCAGACCCAACCGCCGCAAGUGGCCACACUUUCCAAAGCCAUUAAAGUAACCGUCGACGGACCCAGAGAGCCGAGAUCCAAAACGAGACAGCAGGCCUUUCAUCCCUACCACUUUGGACCGCGGCCAUUUCCCUUUGGACAUCCGCAGGACCCACUGGGAUUCAAGCUGUCCGGAUUGCAACACCUGGGUCUGGAGCAGACUGGUGGACAAGGGUGGGGCGGUCUCCCCCGAGGUUCUCUACCCCCGCACUGUCUCCCGCCGCCACCAGGUCACCUAUCGCAGCCGCAUCCGCCGCCAGGCGCGGGUGGUACAGUCUCUGCCUUCAACCCCUUCCACCAUGCCAUCGAGCAAAGAUCUCCUCGACUACCAGUUUCUAAUAGCGAAUCAGCGAGGAACGACUUGGGGCCAAUAAGCGUUGCUGUGAGGGAGUCUGCACAGGCAGAUUCCCCAGCGAAUUCUGGCCCCGGAUUAUUAACAACUGCUUCAGUCACAGCAGCAACACCACCUGCCGACUCGGCGACAAAUAACACCACUUCGAAUCCACCUGGACAUCAUCCCCACCUGCAAGGUCUUCACUUUCUGCGAGCACAUCCGUUGUUUGGAUCGAUAUUCGCCCCGCUGCUGCCUCAAACACCUUGGCUGUACAAUCCACUAUCUUACCACCCGCCUCAGUACUUAGUGGAAUCAGACUGGCAUAAAUUGGCAGUGCACAUGCAGCAAAGGCUACAGAGGCCCGAUCAUGCGAAUUUGGAGGAUCUUAAGCAGUUGCGAAGUACGAGUGGCAGUCCCAGUGUGAGUUCACGGGAUGAAAGACGCAGAGAAGACGGUGAUCCUGAUCCACUGAGGGACACUGAAAGUCCAGACGGCAGCAUCGAAGUGGAUGACAGAAAUGAACAGGAUCCAAUAUUCGAAGGGAGAAGCGAGGAUUCAUUACAGGAACAGGAAUCACCUCGUAUAUCACCGGUGAGAAGUGACAUGGAAGAUAGCGUUAAGGAGGAUUUCAGAGAUACCGAGAAGCGUUUGAGACCGAGCAUUGAGAAUUUGAAUGACAUUGAUAGUCAGAAUGAGGAUCAAGGGGUACGGAGAAAUGAUUUAACGGUGAAAAUACGGCUUGAGGGUACCGUUGAUCUGAGUACCAAGAGGGGCCAAGAUAAGGAGAAUGUUGGUCAGGACUUGACGACGAGGAGAAAGGACGAUGAUGUCGAUGUUGAGAGGGAAUCAGUUAGACCGAGAAAGGAUAGAAGCCCGAAGCCCAGGCACGUCUGGAGGCCCUAUUGAUGUUCGAAAGUAAACUCUCAUGUGGACUUGAAUGGAAAGCAAUCAACGAGUGGUUGCUUCGUGAAGACUUUCGGAAAAUAUACGAUUGCUUAUUGAGAGAGGUGGAAUCACAGACAUCGGGGACUUCGAGGACUAACCAGGGUUUAAUUGUCUUACUUUUGAUUCAGCCUGUACAUAAAAAUCUAUGCUACUGUAUCAUGUCGUAUUACUGUGAGAAAUGCAAGAGUACAUUAUCAGGAAUGAGGAUGAAUAGUCCGGCAUUUCAAUCGUCGACUUUACAUAGAAUGAUCUCUAAUUGUCACCUGUAAAUAACUUGUCAAUGCAUAAGGAAAAUCUGAUAUAUUAUAAAUUACGUUAGUGUAAUUAUGAUCAUCUUGGUGUUCUUUGAGGAUUAAACCACACGAUGGAACAUCUUUAUUUGGAAGAGUAAUUAGGUUUUAUCAUGU
Messenger RNA from Diachasma alloeum, 3111 nucleotides. RefSeq lists its product as uncharacterized. Gene Ontology annotation, cellular component: nucleus. Gene Ontology annotation, molecular function: DNA-binding transcription factor activity, RNA polymerase II-specific; RNA polymerase II cis-regulatory region sequence-specific DNA binding; ATP binding. Bases 821 to 2665 code for a protein of 614 amino acids. The record is from RefSeq and is a predicted model, not a curated record. NCBI's taxonomy places the organism in Eukaryota, Metazoa, Arthropoda, Insecta, Hymenoptera, Braconidae. The transcript is spliced from 7 exons. Gene Ontology annotation, biological process: regulation of DNA-templated transcription.